UCCUCAUUUUAACUUCCGCAUUUCAUAUGGAGGCAGCCAUAUUGAAUUUUUCUGGAAGCGUCUCUGGCGAUAAACCGUGACUUUUUCAAUCCGUCGACAUCCAGAAAAACAACCAUCAUAAUGUCUCAAGGUGGCUUUUUUGGAGGAGGCGGUGACAAUGUUAGUCGAUCUGAGUAUAAAGAUAAAGACAAACCAAGUCAAAUUCGAUUCAGCAACAUAACUGCUGGAAAAGCUGUUGCAGAUGCUAUACGAACAAGUUUGGGCCCACGUGGCAUGGAUAAAAUGAUUCAAUCAUCCAAUGGGGAUGUUACAAUUACUAAUGAUGGAGCAACUAUAUUGAAACAAAUGCAGGUGUUGCAUCCAGCUGCUAAAAUGCUUGUAGAACUUUCUAAAGCACAAGAUGUUGAAGCUGGAGAUGGUACCACAUCAGUAGUUGUCUUAGCUGGAAGUUUCUUAGAUGCUAGCUCUAAUCUUUUGCAAAGAGGUAUACAUCCUACUGUGAUAUCAGAAGCUUUUCAACGAGCUGCUGCAAAAUCUUCAGAAAUACUGGAAACAAUGGUAACUCCUUUGGAUCUUGGAGAUAGAGAAUCAUUAUUAAAAAGUGCUUCCACUUCUUUGAAUUCAAAAGUAGUUUCUCAGUAUUCAUCAAUUUUAUCUCCAAUUGCUGUUGAUGCCGUUAUGAAAGUAAUUGAUCCAGCUACUGCCAAAAAUGUAGAUCUUAAAGAUAUCAAAAUUGUCAAAAAAUUAGGUGGAACUGUUGAGGAUACUGAGCUCAUUGAUGGCCUUGUCUUUACAAGCAAAAUUUCUGGAGCUGGUGGUCCCAACAAGGUGGAAAAAGCCAAAGUGGGCUUGAUUCAAUUUUGUAUUUCUCCGCCAAAGACUGAUAUGGACAACCAGGUCAUUGUCUCAGAUUAUACUCAGAUGGAUCGUGUGCUCAGAGAAGAAAGAGCUUAUAUCCUUGAGAUUGUUAAAAAAAUUAAAAAGUCUGGAUGUAAUGUUCUAUUAAUACAGAAAUCAAUUUUAAGAGAUGCUGUAUCAGAUCUUGCACUCCACUUCCUUGCAAAGAUGAAAAUUUUGGUUGUCAAAGAUGUUGAGAGAGAGGAUGUAGAGUUUGUUUGCAAGACAUUGGGUUGUCGACCAAUAGCUAGCGUAGACCACUUUUUACCUGAAUAUCUGGGUACUGCUGAGCUUGUUGAGGAAGUUCAAACUGGAACAAGUAAAAUUGUCAAGGUUACUGGAAUUGCUAAUCCAGGACAAACCGUGACAGUAUUAAUCAGAGGCUCUAACAAACUGGUUUUAGAAGAGGCUGAUAGAUCAUUGCAUGAUGCUCUGUGUGUCAUCAGAUGUUUGGUGAAAAAAAGGGCACUUAUUGCUGGAGGUGGUGCACCAGAAAUUGAGUUAUCACUGAAAUUAAUGGAAUAUGCCAAUACAUUAACUGGUAUUGAGCAGUACUGCUUCCGUGCUUUUGCUGAGGCUUUGGAAGUGAUUCCCUUUACCUUAGCCGAAAAUGCUGGCUUAAAUCCUAUUGCUACUGUUACAGAAUUGAGAACAAGGCAUGCCCUUGGUGAAAAAACUGCUGGUAUCAAUGUUAGGAAGGGUGCUAUAACCAACAUUCUAGAGGAAAGUGUUGUUCAGCCUAUCUUAGUAACAGUCAGUGCCAUUAAUCUUGCUGCAGAGACUGUUCGAAGUAUCCUCAAAAUUGAUGACAUUGUCACAUGUCUGAAUUUGUCAGAGUUGAAUGUGAAGGAGAAAAACACACCUGAAGAUUCAACUAAUUAACAUGUAAAUUGUGUGAGGAACUAAUCCAGAAGCUUUGAAGAUCUACAUUCUCUAUAUUACAACUCAUUUGCUGUUGGGAAUGUCUCAGCCUUGCAGUGACUGUUUACAUAAUUUAUUCACCAGUGUAACAGUUGUUUCCAUUGUGUGUUUGUUCCUGUUAUGUCUUUGAGUACAAGAUUAUUCUAUUACUGGUUAUUUUUUUCUAUGUGCUCUUCUGUUUGUAUUGUCUUUUUUUUUACAGCAGGUUUUUAUUCUGUGAUGACUGAUUUUUUACAAUUAAAAAUUCAAAAUAUU
Messenger RNA from Physella acuta, 2073 nucleotides. RefSeq names its product T-complex protein 1 subunit delta. Gene Ontology annotation, molecular function: ATP-dependent protein folding chaperone; ATP binding; ATP hydrolysis activity. Gene Ontology annotation, biological process: protein folding. The record is from RefSeq and is a predicted model, not a curated record. NCBI's taxonomy places the organism in Eukaryota, Metazoa, Mollusca, Gastropoda, Physidae.